UGUGUGUGUGUGUGUGUGUCUGUGUUCAGUCAUGCCUUUAUACGGUUUAUUAUACAGAGAUACUUCACCUCUCAGCCUCCACACUCGCACUCCUCUGCAGGAUUUAACCUUCAUUUCUGGAGACGUUUUCUGAAGUCGUGGAUUCAGUUCUCACAGAUUUAAUCCCCUGUACCAACAAUGAGGAGUUUGGAUACGGUCCCCACAAACAACUGCUCCAUCAGCCAGUUCAAGCACACCGUCUACCCCAUCGCCUACCUGUUCAUCUUCUUCCUCGGGCUGGUCGGCAACAUCACCUCGCUCGUCUUCUUCGUUGCUUCUUCAGUCCGAAAAAAGGUGUCUUUAACUCCGGUGAACAUCCUCAUGCUCAAUCUCCUGCUGUCGGAUCUGAUGCUGGUGUGCUCGCUGCCUUUCCGGGCCUCCUACUUCCUCAUGGACUCCAAUUGGGUUUUUGGAGAUGUAACCUGCCGGAUCAUGUCUUACGUCUUCUACAUUAAUAUGUACGGAAGUGUCUACUUUCUGACCGUACUUAGUAUGGUUCGGUUCGUGGCCAUUGUCAAGCCGUUCGCGUAUGUACGCUGGCAAAACCCACGACGGGCCUGGAUCAUCUGCGUUGUUAUUUGGAUGAUCGUUUCUCUGGCCUCCAUCCCGCUUCUGAAAGCAGGAACGCAUGAGGAGAAUGAAAAAACCAGAUGUCUGGAUUUGGGACACUCCAAUUUGGAAACUAUUAUCAUUUUAAACCGUGGUGUGCUGUUUUUGGGAUUUGUCGUGCCUUUCGCGAUCAUCUCUGUGUGUUAUAUCUUUGCGGCUGUGUAUUUGAUAAAGCUCAAGAAGAGGAACCAAAGAUCUCAGUUCAACCAGAAAAAGUCCUGCUCUCUCGUCAUCAUAGUUUUACUGAUUUUCCUGGCCUGCUUCAUGCCUUAUCAUGUCGUCCGAACUCUAUUUUUGGAGGCUGAGAGGGAUAUUAAAAUCAACGGUUAUGGCGAUUCUUGCCUUUACAUCGAAACUUUAAGAAAAGCGGCAGUCGUCACACACGUUCUGGCGUCUGGAAACAGUGUCUGGAUCCGCUGCUGUUCAUUUUUGUUGGGGAAAACUUCAUCCGCUUUUGGAAGCACCAGUCACCCAGAAGACAGAGUUGUAUGAUUGAGCAGAAUGUAAAAGCGUAAACAAAUGUCAUAUAAAGAGAGACGAUUACGACUGGUAUGAAGUCUGUGGGAUCUGUUGGGACUUGAGAGGGGGAAAUUCCCGGAAAAAAAGGCCAUAUCUGUGUUGGAUCACGACAAGGAAGAACUCGAUUAACCUCGCAAGUCAUGAUGGUUAUGUGUCUGUCUAGAGUUGACUGAACUUGUAUAUACGUUUGCAAAACAAACAAAAAAAGUUGUGCUUAUUAUGCUAAUAGCAAACUUUGGUUCAUAACAAACAAUGUCUGUUAAUUAACUGUGCCUAUAUUUUGUGAUUCAGUGGUGUUUUCCGUUUAUUUAUGCUCAUGAAUUGCAUUGUUGGACUCCAGUCUUCACUUUUAGUGUUUAAAUAUUAACUCUGCAGCUAAACAUAGAGACUUUUGUUGACAUUUCAGUAGUUUAAAACAAUUUAAUGUAUACAAAACUUUAUAUAAACUAUAUAUGAGCAAUAUCACACAAGUAGCAGUGCGAUAUGGCUGUAUAUUGCCCUGGUUGGGAGGCGUGCACCAGUGACGAUAAACUGUAAAGUCAUAUCGCACUGCUACAAGUUUAAUAUUGGGUUUUUAAAGCAGUUUGAUGGCAUAAUUGUGUGGAUAAAAACAAAAUCUAACAAGUAGAGUCUCAAAAACCCUUUUGUAUAAGGAACUACUUUCUUCCACCAUUCAUUCACAUUCGCAGCUGAUGUCACAACAGCAGAAAUCAUUGCUACUUCACCAGCGUCACUUUAGAGCUAGUGUUUGAAUGCUUCUCUAGCGUAAUGUCUAAAGUGAUGACAAAACAAGUGAUUUUUACUCACAUUUCAAAAUUAUAAGGCUUUCCCAAUAUUUCUUUGUUGCAUUCGGGAAAUCACAAUACUUAACCCCUGAAAAAGCUAAAGCAAUGCAAACGCUAGCAGAAUACUAUUGUGUUUGCGAUAAGGAAAAACAGUAAACACAUGCAGGCAUUUCUUCUUUCUUUCUGUUUACUGAACUAGUCUUACCAGUUAUCAGUUCUAGAAUGAUCUGAUCAGCUGUAGUUAAAAAUUACGAUGUUUUCCUCCUCGAAGGACUUAUUAUGCAGUCUCUGACACCAUCUUGUGGAUAAACAACGUCAACUGUCUUUGCUCCGCUCAAUGACAAGCUAAUGGCCAUCGACGCGCUGUCUCUCAGAAGUUAUAAAUAUUUAAAAUAGGCACUAUCUAUCCUGAAAAAACAGCUUAAACACAUCUAUUGGUUGGCUGGUUUUAGCUGGUCAAUCAGCCUGGUUUCAAAGGGGUUUUGGCCUUUUUCAUGCUGGUUUCCAGCCUGGUUUUAGCUGGUAAUCUUCCAGCUUGAUCAGUUAAUCAGUUAGCCUGGUUUAAACUGGAUAUAGCUGGUUUUAGUUGGGCUACCAGUCUGGCUAGGCUGGUCAAGCUGGUUUUCGCUGGUCAUCUCCCACCUCCCAGCCUAAUCGGCUUAGGCUGGUUUAAGCUGUUUAUUUGUUCAGUAAAGAUCCUUACUAAGAUAAACUGCAUAUUUGCAAUCUAAACGACUACAUUAUCGACUAAAAAAGCCUCAAA
Molecule: messenger RNA, 2715 nt
Organism: Danio rerio (zebrafish)
Lineage: Eukaryota; Metazoa; Chordata; Actinopteri; Cypriniformes; Danionidae
Source: RefSeq, a predicted model, not a curated record